CACCCCCAGAGUCAGCGAACGGGGGCUGCGACGGUGGCGGCGGCGGCGGCGGCGGCUGCGGCGGCAGCGACAACGACGGCUGCAGCGGCGGCAGAGGCGGUGGAGGAGGGGACUUGGGAGGGGACGCCGGGGGAGGGGCGGCCGGCGAGGACUGCACAGGAGGGCCACCAGAGUCAGAAGACUCCUCAACCGGGUCCUCCGACGGAAGGGGGGUGACGUGGGACACACCAAAGGGGGCGGGACGGGGAGGAGGAGGAGGAGGGGCAGGGACUACCGGGGAAGGAGUGACCAGGAACAGGGGGGGGGUAACCGGGUGACCACGGUGGAGGAAGCGACGGUAGUAGG
Messenger RNA from Closterium sp. NIES-67, 345 nucleotides. Lineage: Eukaryota; Viridiplantae; Streptophyta; Zygnematophyceae; Desmidiales; Closteriaceae. The record is from the annotation of a GenBank genome assembly.